AUGGGAGUGGCAGCACAGAGUGUCACAAAUGGACAAAGCAGAGCAGAAAACCUUUCGUUUGACUUGACGUCUUGGUGGCGCCCCGACAUUAUAUCGACCUGUUUUUCAAACAGACAGAACGUUUGCAUCUCGACCGGACUCAGCUGUUUGUCGGUGCUUCUUUUGAUAAUAUCAUGUUUUAUGUGAGUAUGUGGGUAAUUACGCAUUUAAACAUGGAGUAAUUGCAUGUAAAGGCUACUUAUUAUAGAUGUUUUACUUAACUUUUGUCUGCAACACUUGUUCAAGGCUGGUAUGUCUGAGAUGCAGAGUACGGGGCAGUGAUUCUGGCAAGGAGGCAGCCUGUGCCCUCUACAGUUUCUUUGGCAAUUUGUGCAGCACCGUCGGGGCAUUUCUCUCCAAUCAGCUGGCUCUUCAGGUGACAAGAAGACAUUCUAUUUCCAGAAGAUGUAUGGGCCUAUACUGUAUAAGAUUAUGAUUACCUGCUACUGUACUUCCAUCUCUAUAUUCCAUGUUUCUUCCAUUGUGAUUGUUUUAGGUCAUAAUGGGUGGUUUUAUGGCAGCUGUGGAAGUUAUUAAUUUCAUCUCCAUCGUCUUCCCUAUAUGCUUGUGUUGGAACACCAGAGCAGGUAAGAGAGAGGGUGGUUCCCUUUUACACGUCUCACUUUAGCCCUUUUUCCCCGAGCUGCUCACAAUAGCCCUUUUGGCACAGCUUGUGCUUUGUAUCCUGUCCUACAAGCCCUUAUCAACACACUACACUUGCACAAUUUGUAUAGGCAAAACAGUAAAGAAAAGUUUUAUCUGUAAAGCCGAGAGAUACCGAACAAAUGAGGCUGAAGAGAGGGCCUUGUGAAAUUCUUUUCUUCUAUCUUUCAAUGGGCAACAUUCAGUCAGCAGAACUGCAAUCCUUAACCUUCGCCCCCUUUCCCUCAUCCCUCAGAGAAGAGGCUGAGGAUGAUGAAGAGGAGGAGGAGGCAGAACUUCAUGGCCGUGUCUCUGCUGUUGAUGGUGGGUGGCUGGAGCUACCUAACCUCCAGGACCAGCCAUGGGCUUGUAGACAGACCUCUCACUGGGAGAAGACUUCUUCUCACUGACCUCCUGCAUGUAAGUGUGCGAUUCUCCUAUGAAAUCCCUCUUCCAUUACCUCCCAUAAAUUCCAGAGUUACCUUUUCAAUGGCUCACUGACUACUACGCUGUCUUCUUGGGCAGGACCGCACUGAGGUCCUGGGUUACAUUCUUGGUUUGCUCUCUUUUGUGAUUGCCUGGACCUCCAAGUUCCCUGCCCUCUCCAGAGCAGUAAGUGACACCCCAUCAUAGUUCACGUCUAUUCAUGUCUGAGUUGCCAUACUUUGAUGUAUUGUCACUACAGUCCCUCAAAACCAAGUGUAAUGUAGUGAAGAACUGCAACACUGCAUUAUACAUAACAUAAUGCUCACUGCAAUACGGCAUAAUGCCCGUAGCACUUUAAACUUGAUCUUUUAGCGCAGAGGGGAGCGUUCAAGGGCACACGUGUCCUCGGGGUUGCUGUGCUCUUUGGCCGGUGCCCUCUACACCUCGGCCAUAUUGCUCUACGACACCCAGUAUGAGUUUGUACUGAGAGCCAUGCCGUGGCUACUGGCGUCAACGUGCUGUGCAGCCAUGGAUCUUGCUGUAUCCUUCUCCAGCUUAUGAAUGUGAAUAUUCCUUCUACAUUAUGUGAAUAGAAUAUCGGGUCAUCUCCCUGAAUGGACCGAGUUCUAAUUUAAUUGAAACCCAACCCUUCUGUCAGUUUUGUCUUGACUUUAUGGUCAGAUCGUGGUCCUGUCCUGGUGCAGGAAGGGUACUACUGAGCAGCAGCCUGGAAGGGGUUCUCCAGACACAGAGAGUCUCCUGGGCGGCUCCUCUCCCCCCACUCAGCACAACCCCAGUGGGAAGCCCCCCAAAAAACACUCAGUAAGCCUAGAGUCCUGCAUUCAUAUGCCUGGGUUGAGGAGAUGGACUCUGAAUGUCUGAUAGAUACUUACUUGUAUAGAUAGUAUUGGAAUGAAAGCCCAACUAAAGAUCUUUAAGCUAGAGAAUGAAAGACUAAAUGGCAGUUUGCGAACUCGUUCAUUAAUGUCCGGGCUUUGCUUCACACAGUAUUUGAUAAUCCUCUUUUAAAUAAACACCACUCUAUUUCCUCAUGUGAGUUGGACUUGAAUGGAGCUCCUCUCUGUGUUCUCUCCAAUAAGAACAAUUUAAAGUUGGCUGAUAUGGGACAUUACAUGGAUGUCAACAUUCAACCCGUGCGAAAGGUGAGGGUCAAGACUUCUUCAGAACGUCUGCCAUGGGCAAAGUUUUUUUUUAACUUGACAUACAACUCAGAUUUGUACAUCCUUUACUUACAUCAAUGUAUGAUUUCAGGUGUGUCUGAAGGAGGUGACUCUCUCUAGGGAGGAGGGUGUGUCAGAGAGCCAUCCCCUCAGGAGGACAGUAAGGGUGGUGAGAGUGGACGACACGUUCUCAGACUCCUCAUCCCUCAGCUCGGAUCUGGAGGUCAGAAACAAACACAUCCUUUAUCAACAACUUUACUAUUGUGUAAAAUCAUCUUCUACAGUGAGAGAUUGCCCAAAAUGGUCCAGGUCUUCUGAGUUAAUGAAGUGUAGUACAUGGUAGUCAAGAGAUGUGAACUGUAAAACCACUUUCUGCCACAAGGUGGUGAUAGUGUGUGGAGGAUGGUUGAACACUUGUUGUUUGGGAUUUAUCUACACAUCAAGGAAGCCUAUCAUUUUCAGUCAGGGACACAUCGCAGGCUAUUACCACCUAAUGAAGGUAUAAUCAAUACCUUUACCUGCAAGCUCUUCUGAAGUGCUUUGCUUGCCAACUUACUAUUUAUUUAACGUUACUUCAUUAUGCUCAGGCCUGCCCAUGUGAACUUGCUAUUCUGGUGCAGUGACAGUUCACUCAUAACCAACCUGUCAACCUCAUAAUUAGGAAAAGUUUAGAAUGGUUAGGGUGAGCGUGCGAUGUCUUUAGUGCCUUUUGGAAAAUGAAUUUUCUAUUGGCACCCCUUUUGUCCCUCACAUCUUUAGAAUAAUAGUGCUCUCUGUGGUUCCGCAGAAAGCCAAGUCACAGAGGAUGUCAUUUAAUCUGAAACAAUUGCAAAUGGUGUGAGUGAAAACAAUUGGAACUUCAUACUAUUCACCAAACAGGAAAAAGCAAAUGAUGUGAACCUCCUCUGGCUAAGUACAUUAAAGAGCAGGAGGGUCCAAACAAGGGUUCAGAACAUACUGUGGUUAACAUGGCUGAAUUGAGUCAUUGUCAUUUUGUCAGCAGUGGCAUUCUACAGCUAUGGGCUGUAGUUUGUACAGUAUUUGAGGGUUUUCAUCCAUUUACUUAACAUCUCAAAUGUUAUUCUUUGCCUCUGGUUAGCAUUAACUAAGGUCUGACAAAGGUCAGACGUAUAGUUACUUAGUAAUAUAUGAUGGGGGUUCCAUCAGUUCAGUUCCGUCGACACGUAUUGCAUAAUCUUCAAUCGUUAACACUCAGACAAAUCAUCCAUAAGUGGGGAUGGGCUGGCAGCCUGGCACCUGGUACACGUGUUCCUUUAGGUCUGAGAAGUGCUGUUCUGGAUUAUUUGAAUGUAAUGCCCAUCUACCUUCCUUUCUAUUAUAUAAUACUGAACUGGCUAGGGCCAGACAGCUGUAAAGUUGUUUGAUCUUAUUUGGAGAACAAAUGGGCUAAGUAUUUGAAACAUUUCAUUUCACUACUGAAUGAUAUUAAAAUAAUUUGCAUAAACCAUGAAGUUGACAACAAAGGCUUUAGGUUGUUUUGCAUAACACUAAUUCCCAUGCGGAAAUAAUAAAGGCCUUUUGCAAUUUGCCGGCUGCAUAAACUCACCACAGGGCUCUGUGUAAAUGGUCUGUUUUCUUGUUACUCUGAAAACCACCCCAGCCACAAGAAAGCUGCUUGGAAUUACCUUUUUGUAUUGUUUUUCUCGCUAAUUUCUGCUGAGUGCUUGUUCUAGCGGGGUUGAGGUGAGGUGGAGGUGUUGAAUUGUUCAAGAUUUGCAUUGCACAAUGGUUGCCUAGUCUAUAGGGAAUUCGUCACUCAGCUCUGCUAUUUUGGGAGCUGUUUAUGGUCUCCUGUGUGUUGCCUGCUGGUCAGGGGCUUGGCUCAACAUUUUGGACACUGCUGUACAAGGUCUGAGGAGUUGAUUGGUUGAACGUGAUCACAUUGAGUAUCACAGGUUGCAGUGAACAAAUUAACAUUUGUGUUUUUAUUGCAGUGUAGAAUAUUUCCUUGGAGACCAAGAACACAAUGUAAUUAAGAGGUAGACAUAAACAAUGUGUCAAUCAUAAUGAAUAUGCAUAAUGGGUAAACAGUAAUUCUGCCCUGUAACAAAACUGUCUUCUCUCCAGUGGGAUUUUGAAGACUCAAAUGCACAGUGGAACAAACUGCCAAAAGAGCAAGAGAAAGUAGAUGAGUUUCCCUUGCAAGAAUGGCCAAAGAACCCAAGGCCAAAACCCACCGGAGUCUGCAGCUGUGGCGGCAUCAUUGGACAGGCUGGGAAGAGGGUAUCAAGCAGAGUGGGUGAC
Messenger RNA from Coregonus sp. 'balchen', 4553 nucleotides. Lineage: Eukaryota; Metazoa; Chordata; Actinopteri; Salmoniformes; Salmonidae. The record is from the annotation of a GenBank genome assembly.